Penicillium daleae is the source of this 477-nucleotide messenger RNA. RefSeq names its product nuclear telomere cap complex subunit Ten1. The transcript is spliced from 2 exons. Lineage: Eukaryota; Fungi; Ascomycota; Eurotiomycetes; Eurotiales; Aspergillaceae. Gene Ontology annotation, molecular function: single-stranded telomeric DNA binding. Gene Ontology annotation, biological process: telomere capping. Gene Ontology annotation, cellular component: CST complex. The record is from RefSeq and is a predicted model, not a curated record. The coding region runs from base 1 to 477 and encodes 158 amino acids.
AUGAAUGGGCCUCGUCCCUCGACCUGGGUCUUUCUCUGUGAUCUCCCAUCGUUGGCGACGGAUACUAAAGUUCGCUUUCUAGGCUGCGUGAGGCAAUAUGAUGUCAACACCGGCAAUCUAAUUCUGGAGCACAACUAUCCAUUGAAAAAAACCGACCCCAACUCAGUCUCAGUGGAUGUCAAUGCCGUACUGCAGGACCUCACCUCGGAGGAGCUUCGGGUCGGCGCUUGGCUAAACGUUCUGGGCUAUGUCCGAGACUCAGGCACGUCAAGCCCAUCGUUCUCCUCGUCUCAACUUAGCUCACAGCAAUCUACUGGGCCUUCUGAGACCGUGACGGCACCAAUUAGAGUCACACCUCGACCGGUACACAUCGACGCUGUGAUGGUCUUUCCAGCGGGUGGUAUCGCAUUGGGCGAGUACGAGCGUAUCCUGCGCAAUGCACAAGACGUGGAGCGGCGCCUGCGUAUUCCUGUAUGA